AUGAAGGUCGUUACCGCCCUAUUGGUAUCCAGUUACCUGUCACAAGCAGUCAUAGCAAAGGAAUACAGAUUAUUCGGACGUGGUCUCUGUUUGAAGACCAAGAACGGGUAUUGGACAUCGACAGAACGAUUUGAGGAAUCCGAUGUUUUGGAUUUGACGGAAUUUCAGUUUCGAACGUACGACAAUGGUUCCCAAUGCACAGAAGACCCCUUCUACUCGGAGUUGCCAGAAACCAAUGACAAAAAUGAGACCAGUCUUCCGACACAAGCACCCACAGCCGCACCUAUUGUCACCCGAGAUCCAAACAAUGAACAAUUCCUUCAAGUCUUGUUUUUCAAACGUGGUGGGGAUGUGGCAGAAGAGAACAUGAUUGGAGAAGGCAGUAUCGAUGCACUAUGCUGCUCCGCGAAUGCAAUUGAGCAAGGAUUUUGCAACCAAGAUGAUGCUGGAAAGUUGAUUUUGGAUCGAAACCUGUUUGUCGGAGAAGAACGAUUGAUUCAAAUUCCUUCUUCUGCCAACGAAACCUUUGCGUUUGACGAAAUGCUCCAAAUCAAGGAGACUGGCGAAUACACAUUACUCUUUGCCAAUUGCGAUUAUGGAGGUUUGAAUGUGCAGCUCCUGCCGGACGCAAGCGCAGGAAAGAAGCGAGAUCGUGGAUUAUCUUAUCUUGGAUUCAUUCUAUUCUACGCCUUUCUGGCCGUGUACACUGCCUCUCUGUUCAUUUCAUAUGGGCGUAACUUGAUGAGAAAAACCAGAGCAACUCGGCAUCCCAUGCAAAAGUACCUCUUUUUCACCAUGCUGGUUGCCUUUGAUGACUUUGCAUUCCGAGCAUUCGCCUUCCGAGCACUGGGUGCCGGGCCAAAUUGGGUUUGGUCCAAGCUUUUCAUUUAUGCAGCCGUUGCUUUCCCUGUUCUCAAGCGUGGAAUGACCAUGAGUUUGGGAAUUCUGGUGGCCAAGGGUUGGGGCAUUGUCGACCAACAAAACUCUAGACUAUCGCUGGCUCAGGUCAUCAAUCUUGGUGUGGUGUACACUGGACUAGUUGCCUUUCGUGAUUUCAUGAGCGUUCAAUAUUUCGACUUGAUGGUUCCACUGGACGGUGAUUCGGAUUUCCCCAAGUUUUCCAAUGUGGCUACCAUUUGCACUGUGAUUGUGCAUACCAUGGAUAUCUUGAUUGGCGUUUGGAUGGUGUUUACACUCAAUGGCACCAUUCGAAAUCUACGAAGAGGAGACACCACAAACAUCGAAUCAUCGAACCAACAACAUCGUGAAUUGGAGAAUUAUGUGCGAUUGCGUCAGUUGAUUCUAAUAUCCAUGGUGAUUGCAGCACCUUGGUGGAUCAUUCGGUUAUUGCAACGAGUCGAAGGAACUAUCGUCUUUUCCAGCGAGUACCAUACCUUUAUUGUGGCCGCCAUUGUCCAACUUUUGUACGUUGUCAUAUUGACCAACGUAUCCGUCCUGUGGAGACCACGCCCGAGUACCCAAAGUGAUGCUGAAAAGCCUCGUCAGGAAAGAGUCACCGAAGACGAUUCGACCCAGCAGGAAACUUCUACGCUACUGUUUUAG
Molecule: messenger RNA, 1563 nt
Organism: Cylindrotheca closterium
Lineage: Eukaryota; Bacillariophyta; Bacillariophyceae; Bacillariales; Bacillariaceae
Source: the annotation of a GenBank genome assembly